UACUGAAUCAUUUGCUUUGUGUAACAGACAUAAUAUCAGUAUAUUCUGCAGUAUACCUUUAUCCAAUUUAAGUGUUCCUUGAACAUAUUGCAGGGCAUUGUACAUUAUUACUCAGAGAUGUAAUGUGUAGCAUAUUUUAAAAUAAGUGUUUUUUUAAUGAAAUAGAGUGCUGUAAUGCAGGUUUUAUCUCAGAUCUCUCUUGAAAUCUGUUUCAACUAGUGGUCUUAAAAACCUAGCAAUUAAGUAUUAGUACAGAAACUAGAGUUGAAAUACUCUUAAUUUGGAUCAAAAUUGCUGCUCUUGUUUCACCAUUCUCUUUGAAAGGAACACUUAAAUUUAAUUUGAAUAGUAAUAUGUUUUGCAAGAAUAUUCAUUAGUAGACAGCUUUUCAUGUCCAGAUUAUUUUAUUGGCAGGUACUAAUUACACUAAAACACACUUUUUUUUGCAGUGUUUUAUAAUUGUUCUUAGCACUGUAGUAGUAUUUCUGACAAGGUUUGAUUUUGCACUGUGCCUGCAGUUGAUGUCUACUAACGUCAGGUCAUAAUUUUUAUUCUAAAUUGGCUUUCUUAUAAGAACUCUGCAUUUUAAACAAAAUAACUGUAUGAAAUAUUAAACCUGGUUGUGGUCUCAUUUGCAUAUCCUAAUUCUUCAAUGGCAGUAAGAAGAACAUGGAUUGACAAUUUUGAAUCCUCCAGUUUCUUGUGACAUUGAUUGUUAAGGAAUCGGGAAAUUAGCUGUAUAAAUGCACAGUGCUUUUCAACAAUUAAUACAACUAAUGCUGGUGCAAACUGCUUUGAGAAUCAGGAAAAAUGUACCUACCAUCUAGUAAUCUGAAUAUGGUUGGAGUUUAUUGACCAUAUUAUAUAAAAAUCUUUGUUGUUGUAAUAUACUGUUCUGUAGCUGGCAUUUUAAAUAUGAAAGUCUUGUAUGAAUCAGGUUUUUAAAAUAUGAACUGUAGACAAGAUAAAUUUAGUCUUCUCAUAUUGCGAUUUUUAAUUAAUAGAAGUUUUUUUCUUCAAGUUAUUUAAAUUAAGAAUUAAAAUAUAGUUUAUUCUUUGGGAUGAAAAUGAGUUCCCAUUUCCGUGCAGUAUAUGACAUUGACAUUACCCUGCACACUUUUUUUUCUCUGUUCAUCAGUUAAUAUCUUUUAAAAAUGUUACAUACAGCUUUUUGGUAAUAUGGCAUUUACAUGUAUUGUACAGCCUUUCUCUGUGCCAAAGGUUCAUUAAUAUUUAAGAUUUAUUUUGACUUUUCUCUUCUAUAAAAAGGUGUUUGCCUUAUUCCCUACAAACAGAGGCAGGGAAUCUGUGACCUUCCAAAUGUUUCCAAAGCCUUAGCAUUUCUUACCAUUUGAUGUUGGGGCUCAUGAAAAGUAUAGUCCAACAACAUCUGAAGGGCCACAGGUUUCCCUCUCCUCUUUGAUACAUGCUAAAUGUAAUAGUAGAAGAUGAGGCAUGCUAGUAGUUAGUUAAGGAAGAUUAUUUAGAUUUCUUCUGUAAGAUAUAACAGAACAAUGAACAGUUUCCAUUGAAAUAUCAAGUUAAAAUAGUUGCAUUAUUGAUACUGUCGCAACUUCUAAGUUGAGAGCAAAAUCUUUCAAAUGCUAUUGAACUGUUUUAGGCAUGACUUUAAACAAGAAUUUUAUGAACCUUUAAAACUAUGCAGGUGCCUGCAUUCGUUAGACUAGGUCUGGGCACAAUAAUGAGGUUAAAUAAUAAUUUUGAGAAACUAAAUUUAGUGAAAUUCAGGCAUUCUGAAUUUUAAUACUAUUUUUUUACUGAAAAGUGACUCAGAUAGCUUUCUGUCUGAUCACAGCAUGGAAAUGCCCAGCCCUAAUCAAAGCAAACCCUACCAAAGUAAAAUAUACAAUGAUUUUAGUUGAUAAAUGUCAACUGAUAACUUGUCUUUUGAAAUGUUUAACUUUAGUAAGCUUACUUUUUUUUUCCUCACUGCAACUUUUCCAGGUUUGGACCUUAUGAGUCUUAUGACUCCGGGUCUUCUCUGGGUGGGCGAGAUCUGUACAGAUCUGGCUAUGGUUAUAAUGAACCCGAACAAAGCCGCUUCGGAGGUAGUUAUGGUGGUCGAUUUGACAGCAACUACCGGAAUAGCCUUGACUCUUUCGGAGUAUAUGGGAGACUUUGGAGGCAUGCAUAGACCUGGAAUUGUGGUAGACUAUCAUAACAAACCCAGUUCUGCAGCAGUAGCUGCACGAGGAAUAAAGAGAAAAAUGAUACAGCAGCCGUAUAAUAAACCAGGUGGGACAUUUAUCAAGAAACCCAAACUGACAAAACCUAUUGUGAAGAUGAACCAAAACAAACCUAACCCAAGGACACCAAGCAAGAUAACUACUGCAGAGGAUAAUGAAGCUGAACCAUGUGACACAAUUACGGAUGAAGACUUUACAAAAGAUGCCUGUGAUGGCAUCUAUCAGGCAUUUGAAGGUGUCAAGCCAGAAGUAAAAAAUGAAGAGGAAGAAAAACGUCGAAUUGAGGCAAGAAGAGAGAAGCAAAGGCGUAGGAGGGAGAAAAACAGUGAAAAGUAUGGUGAUGGUUACAGAAUGGCAUUCACCUGCUCAUUCUGUAAAUUUCGAACAUUUGAAGAGAAAGACAUUGAAGCUCACCUUGAAAGUGCUGUUCACCAGGAGACUUUAGAUCACAUUCAGAAGCAGACCAAAUUUGACAAAGUUGUGAUGGAGUUUCUGCAUGAAUGUAUGGUGAAUAAAUUUAAGAAGACUGCUAUGCGUAAACAGCAGACUACAAGCCAAAUGGAAGCUGCUCAGAUUACUGAAAAAGAUGUAAUGGAAGGUGUUACAGCUGAUGAUCAUAUGAUGAAAGUCGAAACUGUUCUUUGUUCUGCGUGCAGCGUCUAUGUUCCUGCACUACACAGUUCUGUUCAGCAGCAUUUAAAGUCUCCUGAGCAUGCAAAAGGAAAACAGACUUACAAAGAACAAAUUAAAAGAGAGAGUGUUCUAACUGCUACCAGUAUCUUGAAUAACCCUAUAGUGAAGGCACGGUAUGAACGCUAUGUCAAGGGUGAAAAUCCAUUUGAAGUCACUGAUCAAAAUGCAGAACAGCAAGGAGAAGAAGAAGACAAGGCAAAUGAACCUGCAGAAGAGGAGGAGGAAGAGGAGGCAGAAGGGGAAGAAGAGGAGGAAGAAGCAGCAGAAGGGGAAGAACAGACUGACUUUACUCUUGACCAAACAGAAGAUAAUUAAAUGCAAACCAUUUUGCACAAGCAGAGGAAAGUGCUACUUUUACUUUUCGGUUCCUACAGUUAAAUGUAAAAUUUCUUAAUAGUUAAAACAAGACUCUUGUUAUCCUCUACCCUGUGCAUGUAUUCCAUUUGAAGAUGUCCUUCUGUAAUCUAGUUUCACUUUUGCUUAAAAAUGGAAGUAAACCCAUUUUUAGUUGAACUUUUAUAGUGACCUUGCUGUUAGAACUUAUUAUAUUGUGUACCUUGUAAACAUUGGUUUUUCCUUUUUUGAUGUUAAGAUUUGGAUACAAACAAAGUAAGUAGAAAGUUAAAAUCAUUUCAACACAAAGCUUUUUAACUAAAUGCAACGUAAAUAGUUCUAGAAUCAUAAACUUAGAAUUAUGUUGUGAGUGUGGCUGUCUUCUGGACUGCAUCACUCAUUGUAAAGUACAUGUUAUGACAGAUCUUGUAGUUUUUUUGUGAUAAAAUGUACUUGUUUGUAGCAAUAAAACAUUUUAGAAACCAUAAUGUCCAGUUUUAAUUGAAGACCCAGCAAAAUUUAGCCUAUUAAAUAAUAUGGCCUUUUUCAUUUCUAAUAUAUAAAUGUGGUAAAGUAAUGUUUGCUCUGAAAGACAAUUCACUACUUUUCUAAUACAAUCUAAAAUGUAAGUUGUCAUUUAACUAUUACAACUAGUUAAUAGUGUUUUUAUACAUCCCUCCACAACUUUUAUCAGUAUUCAUAAUCCUUUCUUUACUACUGAAUGUCUCAAGGUAAAUCUAUCAUUAUAAGACCUUUGGUCACUUGUCCUUGAUGGUGUUUCCGGGAGACUAUUUUGGAUACCUGCUAGAUUUUCUUAGCCACUGUUAUGUUCCAAAAAUGCUGUUAUUUUCUGUUUGUCUGUAAAAAAUAGAGGUGCCAGGUAUAAAAAUUAGUGCUUUAUAGUUGUUUGAAUGUAAAGGUGAAUACUCACGUGACCCUUUCAAUAUAAAUAAAAGCCACUUGACACCCCCCUUCUUUUGGGGCUGAAAAUUAA
Molecule: messenger RNA, 4227 nt
Organism: Python bivittatus (Burmese python)
Lineage: Eukaryota; Metazoa; Chordata; Lepidosauria; Squamata; Pythonidae
Source: RefSeq, a predicted model, not a curated record